AUGGGACGCCGUCCAGCUCGCUGUUAUCGCUACUGUAAAAAUAAACCAUACCCAAAGAGUCGGUUUUGUCGUGGUGUCCCUGAUCCCAAAAUCAGAAUCUUUGAUUUAGGCCGUAAAAAAGCCAGCGUCGACGAAUUCCCACUAUGCAUUCACCUGCUCUCUGACGAACAUCAACAACUCUCCAGUGAAGCACUAGAAGCGGGACGUAUCUGUGCCAAUAAAUACAUCACAAAAGUGGCCGGGAAAGAUUCGUUCCAUCUGCGUGUGCGUGUUCAUCCAUUCCACGUUAUUCGGAUCAAUAAAAUGUUGUCAUGUGCCGGUGCUGAUAGAUUGCAGACCGGAAUGCGUGGUGCCUUUGGUAAACCGACUGGCACUGUUGCACGUAUCAAUAUUGGGCAGAUUAUUUUCUCUGUGCGUACAAAGGACGGCAAUAAGGCUACUGUUAUUGAGGCUCUUCGUCGUGCUAAGUACAAGUUCCCCGGUCGUCAAAAGAUUAUCCUCUCCAAAAAGUGGGGCUUUACAAAGUUAUCUCGCGAAGAGUAUGUGGAGAAACGUCAAGCUGGUCUUUUGCAGCCAGAUGGUGCUUAUGUAAAAUACCUAUCACAUCAUGGUCCUCUUGCCGCUCAUCUGAAUCAAAUCGCUGCUCUUGAUUAA
Messenger RNA from Ambispora gerdemannii, 654 nucleotides. The record is from the annotation of a GenBank genome assembly. NCBI's taxonomy places the organism in Eukaryota, Fungi, Glomeromycota, Glomeromycetes, Archaeosporales, Ambisporaceae.